CCCCUCGGCAGGUGGCGUUACUGCUGUCAGGGUCCAGCCGGCCGGCGGCGGCUCAGCUCUCUCCCGGGGCCUGUGUUCGGGCCUGGCCGCUGCUGUCAGACAUGGCCGCUAAGAAGGCCGGAUCCCGGCUGGAGGUGGAGAUCGAGCGCUGCCGCUCCGAGUGCCAGUGGGACCGGAUCCACGACCUCGUCAAGCAGCUGUCCGCCAAGCUCAUCUCUAACGAUGACAUGGCCGAGCUCCUCCUUGGAGAAGCUAAGCUUGAGCAGUACCUGAAGGAUAACCCCCUAAAACAGGGCGCCAGCCCCCGAGCACCGCGGCCAAAGCUGACGGACGUCCGAAAGCACCUGACUGCGGCUUUGGACAGAGGAAACCUGAAGUCGGACUUGAUGCAAGAAGCCAACAUGAUAAUGGCUAAGCUGGACUAUGUGGAGGGCGAUUACAGGGACGCUCUGGGCAUGUUCUCUCGGGUGGGACUGGAUGACAUUCCGCUGGUGGCGUCCCCUCCUUACAAGCUGCGCAUGAUCGCCGAAGCCUUUGCAACCAAAGGUCUAUGUCUGGAAAGGCUGCCAAGUUCCUCCUCCACCAACAGCCUUCAUGUGGACCGGGACCAGGAAAUCAUCACGUGCUACGAGAAGGCCGGAGACAUCGCCCUGCUGUACCUGCAGGAGGUGGAGCGGGUGCAAACUGCAAAUAUUCAAAACCGGAGUCCAAAGCCCGGCCCAGCAGCACCGGACCAGGAGAUGAGCUUCUUCCUGGAGACCGGGCUGCAGCGAGCGCAUGUCCUCUACUUCAAGAACGGGAGCUUGACCCGAGGAGUAGGCCGAUUCCGGGAGAUCCUGAGAGCUGUAGAGACCCGCACCACCCAGAACCUGCGGAUGACAAUCGCCCGGCAGCUGGCUGAGAUUCUGCUCCGCGGGAUGUGCGAGCAGAGUUACUGGAACCCCCUGGAAGAUCCCCCCAACCAGUCGCCCUUGAAUGAUCUGCUCCGACAAGGUGUCAACACCAAAAGCUAUGCAUUAAGCCGGAGGCCGAGGGUCUACUCCGGAGAGAACAUUUUCUGUCCGCAAGAGAACACAGAAGAGGCGCUGCUACUGCUGCUGAUCAGCGAGUCCAUGGCCAACAGGGAUGCCGUGCUGAGCCGGAUCCCGGAACAUAAAAACGACCGGAUUAUCAGCCUGCAGAGCGCCUCGGUGGUGUACGACCUGCUGACCAUAGCACUGGGGCGGAGGGGACAGUAUGAAAUGCUCUCAGAGUGCCUGGAAAGAGCUAUGAAGUUUGCCUUUGAAGAGUUCCACCUCUGGUACCAGUUUGCCCUCUCCCUUAUGGCUGCAGGGAAGUCUGCCAGAGCCGUGAAAGUUUUAAAAGAAUGUAUCCGCCUCAAGCCUGAGGACGCCACAAUCCCCCUCCUCGCUGCCAAGCUGUGCAUGGGCUCUCUGCACUGGAUGGAAGAAGCGGAAAGAUUUGCCAAAAUGGUGGUCGAUUGUGCAGAUAAAAGCUCCGAAUUCAAAGCCAAAGGUUACCUGGCGCUGGGACUGGCAUACAGCUUACAGGCCUCUGAUGCGUCGCUGCGCGGCGUGCAGGAAGAUUUGCAGAGGAAAGCUCUACUGGCCUUUCAGAGGGCUCACAGCCUGUCACCUACCGACCAUCAAGCCGCCUUUUACUUGGCCCUGCAGCUGUCGAUCUCCCGACAGAUCCCAGAAGCUCUGGGUUAUGUUCGCCAAGCUCUCCAGCUCCAGGGUGACGACUCCAACUCCCUCCACUUGUUGGCGCUGCUGCUCUCCGCUCAGAAACACUACCACGAUGCGCUAAAUAUCAUAGAUAUGGCGCUGAGCGAGUACCCCGAGAACUUCAUAUUGUUAUUUACCAAGGCGAAGCUGGAGUACCUGUGCCGGGGGCCGGAUGAGGCGCUCCUGUCCUGUAAGCAUAUGCUGCAGAUCUGGAAAUCCUGCUACAACCUCACUAAUCCCAGUGACUCCGGACGUGGCAGCAGUUUACUGGACCGAGCCAUCGCCGACCGGCGGCAGCUGAACACCAUCACCCUUCCGGACUUCAGUGACCCAGAGACAGCCUCUGACUCCUCUUCCCUUUCGAGACCAGACUCUCCUCUCCACCUGUUUGUCACCUCUCAUCUUCCUCAUUCUCCUUCCAAAAACGACCCUAUAACCAAGGCCCCUGCAAGCGCUGAGCUCACCUCCGGGCCCGAACCUCCUCUCUGGCGCUCUCCAGACAUCCCCCACACUCAUGGUUUUGACUCCAUGUUUUCUGUUUGUUCUGUCCAUGCCACGUCCAUUGCGGCGUCGCGCGUCGAGCAGGCGCUUUCAGAAAUGGCCUCUUCUUUGCAGAGCAGCACCCCAAAGCAAGGCCCGCUGCACCCGUGGAUGACCCUGGCACAGAUCUGGCUUCACGCAGCGGAGGUAUACAUCGGGAUAGGGAAACCGUCAGAAGCCACCGCCUGUAUCCAGGAGGCAGCCAACCUGUUCCCCAUGUCACACAAUGUGCUGUAUAUGAGAGGUCAGGUGUCCGAGCUGAGAGGGAACAUUGACGAUGCCAAGAGGUGGUAUGAAGAGGCGCUGUCCAUCAGCCCCACUCAUGUGAAGAGCAUGCAGAGACUGAGUUUGAUCCUCCAUCAUCACGGCCGCUACAGCCUGGCGGAGAAAAUCCUGCGGGACGCCGUGCAGGUGAACUCCACGGCUCACGAAGUGUGGAAUAGCCUGGGGGAAGUGCUGCAGGCGCAGGGGAACGAUGACGCCGCCACCGAGUGCUUCCUGACCGCCCUGGAGCUGGAGGCGAGCAGUCCGAUUGUGCCGUUCACCAUCAUCCCCAGGGUCCUGUGAUGAGGAGUCUGGAGGGGAAGGGGGCAGCGGGGGGGAAGGCGAGACCUUCCCACCUCACACGCCAGUCAUGCUUCAGCGUCACAAUCGUAACCGCACCGAUCGCCGCACUCACGACCGGCUGCUCGUGUUGUCCGCAUGAAGCCUGUGUCGUGUCUUGUAUGUUAGCACAGAGUUAUCCUUCAGGGGAAUGAAGAUGGCGGCCGGCGUUACGUGCACGGUAAACGUUUCACCGCGCUGUGGCCAUUGAAGGCUAUCCAAAUACAGACUGUAUGCAGAGAUUGGCGGUUGUAUGGAGCUCCAUAUUUUAUGACUGAGCGUGCCGUUUACCUCCCCAAGUUCAGUUUUUAAUUUUCUAUAGAAAGGGGCGUGGCCAGGCGGUAGUCAUAUUUCAUAGUUUGACUCCGCCCAUAACACGCCAACAAAUUGCAUAGACCGGAGCUGCCAUACGCGUGUCACUCUAAUUCAGGCAGCGUUAAAAUGUAAGAAAGCUAAUAUUUGGUGUCAGUUACAAUAACGGACACUAAAAAUGCGUAUACGCCAUGCUAUUUUUGUGCAUCUAUUUCGAUAAAUGUGGCUGCCGCAGUCCUGGGCCGCUCGGACUGAACCGGUCAGACACGCUGUAUGAUUUCACUCGGCUACUUGUGAACGUGUCAUGGCGGCCUGUCGCCAUUGACACAUGGCUCCCAAUGAACGCUGUAAUAUUUGGGCCUGAUAAUCUAUAUAUUUCUACCAGAUUGUAAUGUACAGAGCCGGACAUUAUACAACGUCACGCGAUAAUCGGUAGAUUCACGAAAAUGUCACAGGCAUGCCGCCCUCGUAUAUGACAGCAUGGCGUCCGGUCAUGUCGUAGCAUGCAUAUUGACUCCUAUCAUUUUGGAAACAAUCAUAAGAGUCUCGUCUGUGAGGGUAAAAAAAAAAAAGGGGGGGGGGCUGGUUGCCUGUAGCAACGAGUCAGAUAUUACAUUGAUUUCAGAGUUGACCAAUCAGCUUGUGACUUUCAUUGUCUAGCAUGCAUCUGUAAAAUGUGAGCUGGAACAUGAUUGGUUGCUAUGGACGGUUACAGAAUGAAAGCAGCAAUGUGAUUGGUUAGCUUCUCUGAAGACUGGAAUGCGGUUGCUAUGGGCAACUACUAGAUCUUGUCCCUCCGUCAUAACGUCUAUGGAUAUUGUAAAUAAUCCUCCCUUCCGCCAUCGUCCCUCCCCUCCUCGUAUCGGCUCGCCGGGGGAAUGUUCCUGCCUGUCGUCCUAGAAAUCACUAUAUUAUCAGAGAUUUAUAUUUUGCCUGUUACAAGACGACGUGGAAAUAAUGUUCUAUUUAUGUUUUUUUGUUUAGUUUUUUUUUCAAUGUGGGCUCAGAGAUUAUUUAUGGGGACGUGUAAGACGCUCGGGUGACAUUCCUCGUGUUCUAUGAAGAUUUACAGAUCACAAUGUCAAUAAAAUCAUUUUUUAAAGGAA
Molecule: messenger RNA, 4288 nt
Organism: Bufo gargarizans (Asiatic toad)
Lineage: Eukaryota; Metazoa; Chordata; Amphibia; Anura; Bufonidae
Gene: TTC7B
Product: tetratricopeptide repeat domain 7B
Exons: 22
Coding region: 102-2834 (910 amino acids)
Biological process (GO): protein localization to plasma membrane; phosphatidylinositol phosphate biosynthetic process
Cellular component (GO): plasma membrane
Molecular function (GO): protein binding
Source: RefSeq, a predicted model, not a curated record